AUGGUUGUUGACGGUCUUUCAGAUGUAUGCUGUCAAGUGAUUGCAUUCAUUCAUGCACAUGUAAAGCAUGAUCGGCCUUCUACUGUCCAUUAUUUUCCGUGUCCCGGGUUAGCCAAGUUCAGCCCAUUUAUCCUACGCAUUCGAGGAUGCUUCUUGGCAGGAGAGGUGCAGGCCUUGAAAUACACUUCCCCCGUCUUGUUGGCUGAGCAAACGUAUGUGCGCUCGAAAGCCGUUAAAAUUUUCGCCGCGCAUGCGGACGCGGGGAUGAUUGGCCCAGUAUUAAAUGGACGGGAAGUCGGAGAGGGGCCCCAGCCUCCCGAGAGGGGCAUCAAGAAUGCGAGGUUGGAGCGUCUGAGCUCAAGAGGCCGAGGAGAUAACUGCCUAUCAGCCCCUUGCCCCCAAGGGGGGUCACGGACGAUUUGGCCGAUGGAUGUAUGGGCGUUCCCUGUGGUUGUCACACGAGGUACCCGGCUUGCCUCGCUACGACCCCUUGGCGGCGAAAAGCGAUGUAUCAGAAUCUCGUACAACAACCAGCUCUGA
Molecule: messenger RNA, 540 nt
Organism: Coccidioides immitis RS
Lineage: Eukaryota; Fungi; Ascomycota; Eurotiomycetes; Onygenales; Onygenaceae
Exons: 5
Coding region: 1-540 (179 amino acids)
Source: RefSeq, a predicted model, not a curated record